Tetrahymena thermophila SB210 is the source of this 1465-nucleotide messenger RNA. RefSeq lists its product as hypothetical. Gene Ontology annotation, biological process: activation of GTPase activity; nucleocytoplasmic transport. Gene Ontology annotation, cellular component: cytosol; perinuclear region of cytoplasm; nucleus. Gene Ontology annotation, molecular function: GTPase activator activity; small GTPase binding. The record is from RefSeq and is a predicted model, not a curated record. The transcript is spliced from 16 exons. NCBI's taxonomy places the organism in Eukaryota, Ciliophora, Oligohymenophorea, Hymenostomatida, Tetrahymenidae.
AAUAAAAUUAAGAAAACACUUAAGAUUGUAAUAAUCAAAUAAAACAGUCAUAAUUUAAAACAUGUUAUUGUUUUAACAUUUAGAAGAAUUUUAAAAUUCUUCUCUCUCAACUCAUCAUAGCCUUGACAUUGAUUUCCAUUUUGAGAACUUUCGUGAUGAAAGAAUACAAUUAUUAGUUUAACCAUUAUCUCAAUGCAUUAAUCUUUCAAAUUUGAACCUCAUUCUUAAUAACAUGUAUUUAACUGAAUAAGGUGCUUUAAGUUUAGGUUCUGCUUUAUCUAAUUUAAUCAACCUUCAUAAAGUCACAUUAUCACUUAAUAACAAUUAUUUAAGGACUACUGGUGUUUUUGGUUUAUGUUCUGGUUUUUCCAAUUGUCAUAAUCUCUAAUAUUUAACACUUAAGCUCAACAACAAUUAAAUUGGCGAUGAGGGAGCAAAAAAUUUAAGUUCUUGUCUAAUAAAUUGCUCAUAAAUCUUGCAUUUAUCAUGCUACUUAGAAAGCAAUAAAAUAGGUGAUGAAGGUUUUUAUUACUUAAGUUCUUGCUUAUUAAAAUGUUAAAAUCUAACUUAUUUAUCAUACGAAUUAAGUCGAAAUAAUAUUGGAGACUUGGGAGCUCAAUUUGUUGCCAAAAAUCUACCAGUUCAGACAAAACUCACAACUUUAACAUUAAAAUUAAUGUAUAAUAGAAUUAGUAAUGAAGGAGCUUCAAAAUUAGGCUAAUUAAUCACAAAAACAUUGAAUUUAUAGAAUUUGACACUUCAUAUUGGUUACAAUAAAAUUGAGGAUACUGGUAUUUCUCAUUUAAGUUCUGCUUUAGAAAGCUGUGCAAACCUCUCAAUUCUGUCAUUAUGGAUAUUGUUUAAUUAAAUUAAUGAUGAUGGUGCUUCAAAUUUAGGUUCUUCUUUAGCAAAUUGCAAAAUGCUUUCAAAUUUAAUUUUGUCAAUUUGUGGAAAUUAAAUUAAAACAUAAGGAGUAUCAAUUCUAAGCUUAGCUUUAUCAAAGUGUGAGCAUCUCUAAACUUUUUCUCUGAAUUUAAGAGGGAAUAAUAUGAUGGCAGAAGGUUCACAUAAUUUAGGCUAAGCGUUAUCAAAAUUUAAUAAAUUAUGCCAAUUAAUACUUACACUUAAUGGAAAUUAAAUUGGUGACGAUGGUAUAUCAGGUUUGUGUUUUGCAUUUACAAAAACAACAAAUCUUAAGAUUCUGAAAUUAGAUUUAAGUAAGAAUAAUAUUGGCAAUAAAGGUGUCUAAAUUUUAGGUUCUUCAUUAUUUUCUUGUCAUAAGCUCAGUAUCUUGAAUCUUGAUUUAAGUGAAAACAAUAUAGACUAUAAUAAUUAAAAUAAGCUAAAGUAAUAGCUUAAAAAACUAAAAAGAUCUAUCGUGAUUUAUACAAGUUUUAUUAAUAAUAUGGUUUGAUGAUUAAUCUAAAUUUUUAAGUUUGUUUUGUUCGUUCAUAAAAAAUAUAUU